Molecule: messenger RNA, 2511 nt
Organism: Rangifer tarandus platyrhynchus (Svalbard reindeer)
Lineage: Eukaryota; Metazoa; Chordata; Mammalia; Artiodactyla; Cervidae
Source: the annotation of a GenBank genome assembly
AUGUCCGCGCCGUCCGAGGAAGAAGAGUACGCGCGGCUCGUGAUGGAGGCGCAGCCGGAGUGGCUGCGCGCGGAGGUGAAGCGGCUGUCGCACGAACUGGCCGAGACCACGCGUGAGAAGAUCCAGGCGGCCGAGUACGGGCUGGCAGUCCUCGAGGAGAAGCACCAACUCAAACUGCAGUUCGAAGAGCUCGAGGUGGACUACGAGGCCAUCCGCGGCGAGAUGGAGCAGCUCAAGGAGGCAUUUGGACAGGCCCACACGAACCAUAAAAAGGUGGCUGCAGAUGGUGAGAGCCGAGAGGAGAGUCUGAUCCAGGAGUCAGCUUCCAAGGAGCAGUACUAUGUACGCAAGGUGCUAGAGCUGCAGACGGAGCUGAAGCAACUGCGCAACGUGCUCGCCAACACGCAGUCAGAGAAUGAGCGUCUGGCCUCCGUGGCUCAGGAGCUGAAGGAGAUCAAUCAGAACGUAGAGAUUCAGCGCGGCCGCCUGCGGGAUGACAUCAAGGAGUACAAGUUCCGGGAGGCACGCCUGCUGCAGGACUACUCGGAGUUGGAGGAGGAAAACAUCAGCCUGCAGAAGCAGGUGUCUGUGCUCAGGCAGAAUCAGGUGGAGUUUGAGGGCCUCAAGCAUGAGAUCAAGCGUCUAGAGGAAGAGACCGAAUAUCUCAACAGCCAGCUGGAGGAUGCCAUUCGGCUCAAGGAGAUCUCGGAGCGGCAGCUGGAGGAAGCUCUGGAGACUCUGAAGACAGAGCGGGAGCAGAAGAACAGCCUGCGCAAGGAGCUGUCGCACUACAUGAGCAUCAACGACUCUCUCUACACCAGCCACCUGCACGUCUCCUUGGACGGCCUCAAGCUUGGUGACGACGCCGAGGCCCUGGCCAAUGGCUUCGAGCACGGUGGCCUGGGCAAGGUGCCGCUGGACAACAAGACCUCCACGCCCACCAAGGACGGCCUCACUCCACCCCCUCCUAGCCUCGUUUCUGACCUGCUCAGCGAGCUCAACAUCUCUGAGAUCCAGAAGCUUAAGCAGCAGCUAAUGCAGGUGGAGCGGGAGAAGGUGGGCUUGCUGGCGACACUGCAGGACACACAGAAGCAGCUGGAGCAGGCACGAGGGGCCCUGUCAGAGCAGCAUGAGGAGGUGAGCCGCCUCACGGAGAACCUGAGUGCUCUGCGGCGCCUGCAGGCCAGCAAGGAGCGGCGGACAGCCCUGGACAGUGAAAAGGAGCGAGACAGCCACGAGGAUGGCGACUACUAUGAGGUGGACAUCAACGGGCCUGAGAUCUUGGCUUGCAAGUACCGUGUGGCCCUGGCAGAGGCUGGUGACCUCCGGGAGCAGCUGAAGGCCCUGCGCAGUGCACACGAGGCCAGCGAAGCCCAGCAUGCUGAGGAGAAGGGCCGGCAUGAGGCUGAGAGCCAGGCGCUCACCGAGAAGGUCUCCCUGUUGGAGAAAGCCAGCUGCCAGGACCGUGAGCUCCUGGCCCGGCUGCAGAUGGAGCUGAAGAAGGUGAGCGACGUUGCAGGAGAGACACAGGGCAGCUUGAGUGUGGCCCAGGAUGAGCUGGUGACCUUUAGCGAGGAGCUGGCCAAUCUCUACCACCACGUGUGCAUGUGCAACAAUGAGACACCCACCCGUGUGGUGCUGGACUACUACCGUGAGGGCCCGGCUGGCUCCGGCAGCCGCAGCCCUGAGACCCGAGAGCGCCGCUCGCCGGUCCUGCCCAAGGGCCCACCACCCGCAGAGGGUAGCGCCAGGGACAGCGGCCCCUCGCCCGGCUCCUCUCUGCCCUCACCCCUGAGCGACCCCCGCCGAGAGCCCAUGAACAUCUACAAUCUGAUUGCCAUCAUCCGUGACCAGAUCAGGCACCUGCAGGCAGCCGUGGACCGCACCACGGAGCUGUCUCGGCAGCGCCUGGCCUCCCAGGAGCUGGGCCCGGCUGCCGACAAGGACCGGGAGGCACUCAUGGAGGAGAUCCUGAAGCUGAAGUCGCUGCUGAGCACCAAGCGGGAGCAGAUCACCACGCUGCGCACGGUGCUCAAGGCCAACAAGCAGACGGCAGAGGUGGCCCUCGCCAACCUAAAGAGCAAGUACGAGAACGAGAAGGCCAUGGUGACUGAGACCAUGAUGAAGCUGCGCAAUGAGCUCAAGGCCCUCAAGGAGGACGCGGCCACCUUCUCCUCACUGCGUGCUAUGUUUGCCACCAGGUGUGACGAGUAUAUUACACAGUUGGAUGAGAUGCAGCGGCAGCUGGCAGCUGCCGAGGAUGAGAAGAAGACACUCAACUCACUGCUGCGCAUGGCCAUCCAGCAGAAGCUGGCACUGACCCAGCGGCUGGAGCUGCUCGAGCUGGACCACGAGCAGACCCGGAGGGGCCGCGCCAAGGCCACCUCCAAGGCCAAGCCUGGCCCCCCGAGUGUAAGUCAUACCUGCGCCUGUGCUAGUGACAGGGCUGAGGGUGCUGGGCUUGCUGCCCAGGUGCUCUGUGGCGAGAAGUAUAACAUUUACUGCGAUUAG